AUGAGUGGGUCAUUUCGGCAAUUUGAUAGUCCUAUUGUUAUGAACCUCAUGCUUUUCCAACCUCAGGUUCUUGGAAAAAAUUUAAGAUAGUUCGAUAGCGACCUUCGUGAUAUCUAUUGGAACUUGACAGGUUCAUAGUAAUUGACUCCAGCUAUUUGACAAUGGUCAGUUCGGAACGGACCUGACUCACACCCUUUCUAGGACUAUACAUUUUAUGAGACCUCUUCUCUUGGGGCCGAUUGCAAAUGAACAGGAUUCAGGAUCUCGCCAAAUUUCUUCACAUCGUUUCAUUUUUUUUUUCUUGCCUUUGGAUUCUGUGACCUGACUUUGCGACAGAAUGACGUCAUUAUUUUCUGAUAAUUUCUGCGAUAGGGAAAAAGUUCGAAAAUGGAGUUGAUAAGCGUUAUUGAAAGCUGUUCGGUUAUGAUUGGUUGAUUGAUUAAGAGCUUUUGCCUUAAUAAUUAAAGGAGGUUUACGGUAAUUCUAUUGGCACAAGAAUAAGGUCUAAGGGAACGAGUUUAUGAAUGAAAAAUUGCUUUUUUUGGAUAAAGUUAAAAAGUAAAAAUUUAAAAAAAGUUAAAAAAAACUAAAAUUAAAAAAAGUUCCACACGAGAUAAAAAAAUAGAACUUAUCUGACGCCAGACUUUUUUUCCGGCUCUCAAACACGUUGCUCGAGUUUUCUUUUACUCCUUCACUGUUAAUGAGGCGUUCAAAGUUAACUUGUUGAGCAUCCGCUUCUUUUCUGCUUUUUGUUAAACUUAUGAAACUUACAAAAUUCUAUAGGGCAUCGAUUUGCGUAUCAAUCAGCUUUCUUUGUUUCUUUUUUUAUAUCUUCCUCUAGACUUGUAUUUGCUGUAUUAAGAAAAAACUGAAUAGUUGUUUGUAAGCUCGUGAAACAUUUGGUGAUCAAGAACGAUGUGUAGGAUAUUACAUAUAGUGUAUAGUCGUGAACGAGUUUUGAGCUUCCCGCCGAUCAGCUGCUUCUCCAUGUAGGAGCAGUACGGCGCCAGGUCCAGAGCUAGCGGGCGCAGCGAUUGAAUGCUCUUUUAUGAAGAAAAAUUGAGUUAAAACAUGUUAUUUACCUCAAGUAGCCAAAUGUUCUUUCAAAACACUUUUUUAUAUAGCCCGAAUUAGAUAUAGCUCAACAAAAGGUUUCUAAUUUUAAUUUUUAGUAAGUUUCCAGUGUUAUUGUCUUUUCUCUCUUGUAAAUUCUCAUAAUAUGUUCAAAAUUGAUAAUUGUUUUCUCUAUUUAUUGUUCUCUCCAUUUACUUUUAUACAUACAAACUGAUAAAUGUUGAGUUCCUUACAUGAUGUUCCAGAUCACUGAGUAUGAACUUGAAGCUCACGACUCCACUACUAAUUUUGAGAUUACCUACACACCAAUUAGUCACAGAUCACCUCGUUUUACCUCUAGCUUGCUCAUUAACAUUUUGCCAUGAUUGCAAAGCGAUUUCUAUUUUCCACGCCGUUUUCCCACUCGAAAGUUGCCUUCUCUUACCUCUUAUCAAUUUUUUUUAACCAGCUUUGCCCCUUGACGCUUCCAUAAAAGAAUGGAAACAGCCAAAGUUUCUUAUCAGAUGUGACGACGAGGCCCUAAAAUCUCAAAAUGUUGCGAUAUUUGGCAUCAGUUCCAACGAACUAGUAAUUUUUUUUAAAUUUCCGAAUAAGCUGAUAAAAUCGAGCCGCCUAAAUGAGUCUGAGCCACUCAAAAAAUUAUUUCUGCCGAACUUUUUAGACCAAGUUUUUUCUUUCACACAAGCUCAAAAAUUUCUUGUAUGUCAUACAGGUUUGUGGAAAUUGAAAACAGUUUUUUAUCGAGGCUUCUCUUAGGGUUUUAAAUUUAAGACAAACGAAAUAGUUUUUUUCUUCUAAUUUUCCGCGACGAAUCGACAUGUAAAUUCCUUAUUCAAUUCUUUUCUCUCAAGUAUAAUAUUUCAGGAACACGUGCAGCCACGGCGUUCGGCUGAGUACAAGGCGAGAAGACAGGGAGGUAUACAACACUCCUUGGCCCGUCCUCACAUGGUUAGUUCACAUUAGUUCAUUUUUCUACACGGCAAUUAAAUUUUUUGCCUGACUCUGACUUGAAUCCUUCAUGAAAUUUUCUUCGCUCGCCCUUUGAAUGAGUACUUAAUUUUAUUUCAUGAUCACUUGUAAUUUUUAUCUUUGUUGUGUUGCCAGAAUCCUUCAAACGCUGAGGAGUUUAUUAAAACAAAAUUUUAAAAAGUUCAAAGUCAAUUUUUCAAUGAAUUUUUACCAUCUUUACAGGACUCUCGAGGAUUUUUUUUAUCCUAAAGCAAAGCCAAUAGUUCCAACUUUUUCAUAUUAACAUCGACUUUUAUUCCACUAUUUUCAAAGCUCUCCUUUAAAGAGGGUUUAACUGAAUUUAUUUUUUUCGAAAACAUAAUAACUGCAAAAAUAUGAUUGAAUCUUUCAUCUGUAAGCAAAAAAGUGCAGAACUUGCCUAGUACGUUCUCAUAAGGGAAAAAGGGUGAAAAAACACUAGUUCAAGCUUGCUUCAUGCCAGUUGAUUGCACCUAUGAAAUUGCAAAAAAAGUACGAAAAUCGUCCAGUACCACCCUCAUGAGGAAAAGGCGUUCGUGUCACCCUCAAUACUCUAAGGACCACUUCCUCCAGAGACCUGGUAAUAACUUGCUUUUGUUUUUGAUUCGUUUUAAAUUCUAAAUCUCAUCAUUAUGUCUGGCUCACUCUACUAUAUUAUAAAGGUAGGAUGUGUAUUGAAUAUUCUUUUUUUAAUAGUUCUAAUCAUAGUCUAUCUCAAUUUUUUUUUAGUAGAAACCGAAGUUUUAAUUGACGCGAAAAAUCAAUGAACAAGUAGUUGAAAAUGAUGGCUAUUAUUAGAUGUUCUUGAGCCCGAGGUUAAAAUUUUUCCUCAAAUUAUGAUUGCGAUAAAGUGCUAAUUUUUUUGCGCAUAAAAACAAAAAAAUUUAACACUAAAAAGUAAUCUUCAACCAAUUUUUUUGAGUUUUUUUUCAAACGAAUGUUUUCAUUUCCUUGCUCUUCUGAAACAAUUUUUAUCAGUAAUUUAUGAGUGAGGUUAGCAUUGGUUUAAAAUGAAAUCAGCCUCCUCUGAAACAACAUAAAGUUGAAUAUUACUUCGAAGCUUUUCUUUGUUUCCGACUUUUGAAUUCUACGCGAAAAAUUUGCUUGCAAAGUUGAAAUGUCCACGCCGAUUCCGAGUAUAGAAAACUGACUAAUCCGCCACCCUCAACAACCCCGACACCUUUUCUAGAUAGAUAGAUGAGAUUGGAUAUGGAUAUGGGGCUUUGGAAAGCCGCCUCCACCCGCUGUUAAUCUCCUUCUUCUUAGAUUAGUGUGUACAACGGAAAAGCGCCAGCAGUGAAGUCGCAAGAGCAUGAAGUUGAAAUACAGAACGUUCGAACUCACCUCUACUCCGUUUUCUGAAUAGGAGAUCAAAUUCACCUUUGAGUGGAUACAUCAUUAUCAAGUUAAGAAGUAUGAAGCCAUUUGAGCAAACUGAUCUCUUCAGAAUGGAAAACAGUAUUUCUUCCGCUCGAAGUAGGCUUGAGCGGAGCUACAUUAGCUCGAAACUGAAGGAAAUCUUGAGAGCCAAACGAAAAAGGAAAGCGAAUACAGAAGAUCAUUUGUGCGCAGAAAUUUUCGGAGAAAGAACCAAGUUCAAAAUUGUGUUGCACAAACAAAGCCAGACCUGAUCAAGAAAGUUUUUCCGGAGACUUUUCACAUUCUUUCUUAUCAUUUGACAUUUUCGGUUGAUUUACGGUUGAAAUAACUCAGUCGAGCUUGCAAAUGACACAUCCUCAAAAUUGCUAACUCGACCAUAUUGUUGUAAAUAUAAUCUCACUUUGUGACGUAAUUGGUACAUGUCUAGUUUUGGAAGCUCCCUAUGAAUAUGAGAAACUUCUAAGCCUAUCCCAACUUUGGAAAGACGUCAUCCAAAUUUCAAAAAUUCCAUUUCAUGUAAAUAAUUUUAACCGCGCUCCGAAGAACAAAAUUAGAAAAAAAAUUUGGUGGUAUGAAAAAAAACCAGCGAAAAUUCAAACGGCGACUUUUCCGAUUUUUUCAUAUUUCUAGGGAACUUUCCGACUUUUUUCCCUUAUGUUUUUCGGUUUAUAAAACAUCUAUAAACAUUUUUUUCCUAUUUCUUUGUGUUUUUAUUCAUGAAUCAACUACCUACUUUAUAUAGCAAGAUUUAAAACGAAGAUUUUAUCGAGAAAAAAAAGUCGGAAAAAGAAUCGGCGGAAAGGUGGCCGUCGGAAAGUUCCCUAGCGAUAUGAAAAAAUCGGAAAAAUUGCCGUUUGAAUUUUCGCUGGUGUUUUUUUCAUACCACCAAAAAUUUACUUCUGAAUUCAAAAGAGGCUCUAUCGUUGGUUAUCAUGACACCAAUAUUUUCAAAGUUCUUCCAGAAGUUCCACCUCUAACAAAGCUUCUGCCAAAAAUAAUCAGAAAUGUCCAUUUGCUGACGCAAUUGUCAAAGCAAUUGCGACUCGCCAGCUUGUCAACGAGCCGAUCAGAAGGCUCAAAAAGAAGGCGUGGUCAUUGCCAUCUUGACGUCACCAACCUCCCUUUUUCGGUUCAGCUUCACGCACACUCCAUUUCUGUGUUCUUCUUCUAUUCGGACGGGUGAAGAGGGUACACCUAGCUUCCUCAUUUGUCGCCUUUGCUCGAUUUAUGUUCAUUAUAGCAUCGAAUUAAUCCCGAUGCCCACCGAAAUGGCUUCGACCUUCGCUUUUCUUCCACCACCUUUUCGUUUAUCCUCGAAAUAAUCAUAGAAAAGCGCAAACAUCUCUCGGAUUAACGUUCGGAUUAACUUUAUUUUUGACAAUUUCAUCUGAUUACUUCUAAUUUCGUCGUGUAGUAGGUGAUUCCACCGUAAGAGUGAUUGAUUCUUAGUAACACAGAGGUGGAAGAAAUGAGGGGCCCUCCAGGGCGCAACAUGCCCGCCUCAGCCAUCAGGCCUCUGAGAAGAAAUGAGCCGCGUCAUUAUGUGUCGAUGGCGUAUAAUACCACGUUGCAAAAGUAGGGCGAAAAUGGUCAUUUUUGUUCUUUUUUCAUUAAAUCGUGGAUUUCGCAAUUUUUUCAAUAUUUUUUUUAAUUUUUCAGUGGAUAUGAUGUCCAGUUGAAUUUUUUUAUGUGGAGUACGGUUAUUUUUGUUCUUUUCUUUAGGCGAAAUGUUCCAGAUUUAUGGUUACGAACCCGCUGACUAGUGAGAGAAUAAAUUUACGUCGCCACCAAAUUGGAAAUUCAAAAAACCUUGUUCUAAAGCUUCGAAAACAACGAUUUUACAAGAUUUUCGAUGAUUCCAAUUUUUGCGCGUUCUUUUCCUUCCAAUGGCGUUUUUUUGCCAUCUCGGUUUUGGCCCCGGGCGCCCUAGGCAGCGACUUAUUAAGAAAUGGCCAUGGCGGCCUACGUCGGUUUAGAAAUGUAAACGUUUGAAAACGCUUAGGGGCGCCAUUUCUCCACCUCUGUAGUAACACAGUGGUCGUAGGCCAACACUAAUGACAGCUAGAUUUUUGUUAAAAACAGUACGAUUAAAAUGACUACAAUAAACACUCUGGACACUUCUAAGACAUGACGACGAAAAUUGUAUGAUCCCGUCAAAAACUAAGAAAGUACAUUCAAUCAAAAAGAUUGCUGUAACAGCUUUUGAAAAUGGCUUUUUUUUCUAAAAAAUCAAAUUUAAGCAGAAGCAAGUCUAUGGAAACAGAGAAACUGACCGCAAGAAGAGCACUACAAUCACUACUAAUUUCUAACACUGUAGUGUUCAUAUUUGAAAAAAUUGAUGAUUUGAAAAAAGCUGUUAAAAAAACAGUUUAUUGACCCCGUUAUCAGAUGAUGGCAAAAACGCUGAAAAAAAGGCCAGUAUGAGCCGCGCAGGCUUGUGCGUCAGACCGGGCUCAAGGCCUCAUUUUUGAGAAAAAGUCUGCGCGGUCUUGGGACGGGAUGGGCUUCGGAGAAAAAUUGAAAUUUCAUUAAAAAAUUUUUCACUUGAAACAUCAUAGUUUUUGUGGAACUCCUAGUGAAAAAAUAAGCAAAAACGUGACUUUUGUCGUACAAAACUUGAUAUUCGACUAGGAAAAAAUUGCGCUUUUGAGCCGGGACUGCCAUUUUUUUUAAAGACCUCCUCCCUACUAAGGCCGGGUCGGGAUUAGAAAAUGGCCGGGGCCAAGAGGCUGACGGACCGGCCCUCGCACAAGACUGAAGCCGCGAUAACAAGUUCUUGGUGAAGCGAAUUUUCUCUAGACUUUUUAAUUUAAAAAAAAUUCAGCGAUUCUUAUGAAUGUUACGCUUGUCUUUUUCUUAUUUUUUUUGUGUGGUUGUACGCCAUCCUAUCCUGAUAUCAUUGAUAAUCAGUGAACUAUCUCUACUGAAAUAUCCGCCCUGGUCGUUGACAGUUUAGGAUUGUGGAGCCGUGGUUUCCCACUUCCAAAACUCCUUGAGCUGGUUUCUGGUUGAGUCGCGGUGAGGAUCGUACUCUUGACCCUUUGAACCGUAGACAGACAAAAAUUAAUAACCUGUUGCGCUACAGCUCGCCGCUAUGACUAACACUCUUGUAGUAUUUUUAAUAACAACGCUAGCACAAAACGUGCCACUCAGUUUUAAAAAGGACUUGGUUUAAUGGUUACAGAGAUCAGGCGAUUAAAAACAACACUGAAUCAAAGAUAGUUCCUAUCCUUCUGGGAUAUUUGAAAUUGAGAAUUGUGCGUAUAGAGUUAAAUGCAGCGAGAGCAUUUUUGUAGAAAAUUGCGGACCAAAAACGGUAACUCGCGCGGUAAUACAUUGCCGUAUCUGUUUUUAAAUAAUCUCAAAAUUAAGAUAGAACUACUCUACAAUAAGCCGAAUGAAAAACUCGCAACAGAUAUCCAAAAUAAAUUUAAACGGAAAAACUAGUUGAGCCGGCCUAGCUGACCCCAGUACGUUGCCAUACACGGUGUUAGUUAUGCCGAAACAGCGCAACAAAAAAAAAGAAAAAGAAAAGAAGAAACCGGUUGUUGUGGUCCAGUUAUUUGUACGUAGAAGAGAGGGAGGUGGAAGGCUAAGCCCUCUCGGCCGUGAUCCCAUGCAUAUAUGUCCACUUUUGGUCAUGCUACCACUACUACGGUUGUCCUCCUGUAAAUAAUGCCUGCGGCGACAGCGACGUGCUGUGGAACCGGUCGUGCGGUCAUCCGUCGCCGCCUCUCUGGACGCUUUCAGCUAUUACGCUUGAGCUUGUUUCUUCGGUGCCCUCAUGGCUGCCCUUGAAAGUUUCGAAAGAGAUUCCUCUGGUUUCUUUUCUUAUCCAGCUUUUCAUUCUCUUGGUUCAAUCUGAAGCCUUAUUUGAGUUCAAAAUGAAUCAUUUCUUUUGAACGCAGAGAACUGUUGUUAGUUUUUUUUUGAAAGCGUGCAGCCUUAUAAAGAAACAGUAAUUUUGAGAAAAAAAAACUAUUGAAAAUUCAUCAUGCAAAUUUUUUUGCCGGACUACCACAAGCGUUGCUUAGUUACUUAACUCCUCAGGAAAAAAAUUUAUUCUCUACCUCUUCUUGUUCUUCUUUAUCUUGGUUAUCAGUCCAGAGAACAUAAGUUUCAUUUUAAUAGAAAAAAAGUUUUUCAAAAUGAAAAAUUCCCAGAAACCUCUGUCUAUCUGAACUUAAAUAACCCAAAAUUUUCUAGAACUUCCAAAAUAAAAAUCCAGUUUGAUGAUCUCGCCGUGUGACGACACACCCUCACGCACCUACCGUCUCUUUUUUUCCAUAUUAUUAAAGCUAGCUAUAUUUAUCACUUCAAUGACCAAAAGCAAAGCAAUUACUGCCACCAAUGUGCGUAAUGCGAUAUCGAAAUUAUCUGUCAGUUGGCUCCCGCGAGACCUUUUAAAAUCUACCGUCUUCUUACGUGUUCAGUAAAUUUCUCUUGUUCAGUCAUUUUUCGUCGAAAAUUUUCCUUUUUUUUUUUUAAAUUUUUUUUUGCAAAAUCAGCUUUGUUAUUUACAGAAAAUAACUAGCAGAAAGACCAUGACUUGAAUAAAAACAGUUCAAUGAACUUAAAGGCAUAGGGGCAGUAAAAAAUGGGGUUUCAGGUGAAAGCAGUAUCUUAUAUAGUUUUUCAUUGCGAAUCGAGUGGUGUACUCAAAAAAAUUACAGAUGUGACAACUUUAGAAGAAAAACGCGAUUUUCCUUUCCCGCCUUUAAUUUUGAAAAAAGCUUUGGAUCGGUAUGCAGACAACUGUUUACAGUAGCUGUGCACGCGAUGUUGCGGACGUGCCAAUAGACUCGCAUUUUGUGAGAAAUAACCGGAUAUCUGCUUCAAAUUAAGGGUUUCUUCUCUGAAAAGUCGAUUAAGAAAACAGAAAACACACAUUGAUAAUAAAGAAAACACAAAAUAUCGCUAUCCCCAUCGAAACCUGUGUAAAAUCAUCAUUUUUCACCAGAGAAGCAUUUUUGCGAUCAAAGUUUGCAAAUUUAACAUGAAUAUAAAGAUUUUGUGACAAAAAGAACUUUGGUGACAACAGAAAAAAUUAAAAAUUGAAAGCGACAAAGAAAAAAGCGAAAUUCCGAAAAAUGGCGAAGCCUGUUGUCCAUAGAGCAACUUUACUGCAAAGCGCCCUUUUCGCGGGAACUCAAGCUUUCCUUUCUCCGACUUUGAAUUAUUUUUUCUUCAAAACUAGGAACUUCUGUACGUUUUCAAGUUUACCGUUCGAUUCGCAAUGAAAAGCUCUACAAAAUACUGCUUUGAACUGAAACACCGUUUUUUACUGCCCCUAUGCCUUUAAACUCAAAUCAUGAUGCGGUGUCUCAUAAAAAGAGACGUGUUUUGCAACUCACUUUUCCGAGCAUGGUCUCCAUAACUUCUCAAAACUUCAAGUCUAAAACGAUACAAAUCUACCCAUAUAUGUUCACGACACACCGCUAUCUAGUUGAAGUCUUGUUAACAAAGUUUCUUCAACGUCUCCUACAUUUUGAAAAUCUUACAGACUUUGGGCGAAUCGUGCUCGUCAGUAGCCGAACAACCAGCGGCGUUGGAUUUUUCGAGGUCGGCACCGACGUCGGACGUGCUGGCGACGGCGGCGGCGGCGCUCCAGCAGCAGACUGCGGCGCUGCUCGCCGCCGGUCAACCGCAGCAGCAACACCCGUCGUCGGCGCCGGGCACACCAAAUCUUAGCGGCUUCAAUCCCGCCAUCAUGGCUGCACAGAUGGGCGUCUUCAACAAUCAACACCUUAUCGCCAUGAUGCAGGUUUCGAAAUUUAAAAAAAAUACAUUAUCAUAAAUAUCUUCUGAGAAAUGAGGAGGUUCCAAUAAAGAGUCUUCUUUCUUCAAAUUUUCUCAAAGAAUCUUCAACACCGCUGCUAUUUAGGAUUCAUAGAUUGUUCUAAGAGUGCUCAAAAAAUUUUUCAGAAAGGAGUUCAAUCUUUCUUUGUUAGUUUUAAAGUAGGUAAGCUUGCAAAAGAGGUUUUUUGAGGCUUCAUUUGAUUUCCUGAUGCUACCUGGAGUAAUGAGAAUCUGGCCAUGCAAUGUAAUAAGGAAAAUUUUCUGAGUAUUUCACAAAUAAUAUCGAGCCUCAAAAAUGUUUACAGCAUUUGACCUUGAGGACCUACAAGUUUUUGAGUUUCGUCUAAAAUUUAACCGAAUCAAUGGAAGAAUAAUUAGUUUGGAGCUUUGUAUUGCUCUUGUAGAUAAAAAAAAGCAUUUUUCUAGCUUUCUAAUCAUGAAAUCUUCUGCCGAGACUUAAUUUAAUUCAAUUCAGUUACAAUUACAAAUCUUUAAAUAUUCCCCUAAGUAAAAAAUUGUUUUGACAAAUUACAAUUUUUAUCCUACAAAACAAUUAGAAUAAAGCUUCUCAUUAUUAUUCUACAAGGCCAUCGACUUCCCCGAAGACGCGAGGAAAUCCAGAUUGUAAGAAGAAAAAAGUGGGAGAAAUUUCUAGUAAACUCUUGAAUUGAGAAAGGUUGUUAACCUCGAAGUUUUCUUUGUUCCGGGGGUCAUUCGGGCCCGACGGAAAUGUCAUUUCUUGCAAUUUUUUGGACGUUCUAUGAUAUUUUUGUUUCAGAACUCUAUCAAGUCACAAAAAGUUUUGCAAACUUGAAAACCAAGUUUUGUUUUGUAAAGUUUCUGUUUUAUGAAUUCUUAGCUACCAAAGCCUUGAACCAACGACCCAUGACUGAAAUAACUGUCUUUAUGAAUACAAAAAAGACUAUAGUUGUUACAGAGAAAUAUCUCAAGCUGUAUAAAAAUUUCCAUGUAUCUUUUCAAGAAUCGUACUAACAUAGUAAUGAACAGCAUUCUCAACCUUUUUUUCCUGCGAAAAAGUGGAAUUUUUUGUGAGCCAUCGAAACUAAUGUAAAAAGCUAGAGCUCAUCCGAGCCGAAAAUACUCAAAACAUCCACUGAGGACGUCACAAACGUAUGAAGAUCUUCUGUCUCUCGCCAACCGUUUCUUAUUUUUCUUCCUAGACUUCAAAAAAAAGCCAAGGAAAAAAAUUUUUGCUCUAUGGCGUAUGGAGGCCCUUCUUCUGAUCAUAAUUCUUUGGAGGUGGAAUUCCAGCUAACUUCAUUUCCUUUGUUUCUCUCCUUUUGAUUCAAAGAUGAUGUUAUAAUCUUCACUGAAGAUUUACUUUUUUUAAACCAGAGAUUAAGAUUCUGUGAAUCAAAAGCGCGUUCUUCACUUAUUUUACUUCGAUUAGAGGUUUUUAUAACAUUGUUUCAUUAAAAGUUAAACUUGAAAAAGCUUUGACUUUGAUGAAAUUCCGAAAAAUUUGAUCUUUCAACUUCUGCUCUCAAUUUAUGUUAAAGAAUCAUAUUUUACAGGCAGCCGCAGCUAGAACACCUAUGAUGGGUCCGCCACGUGGCGUCGUCACUCCUCAGCUUAUGCCGAACAUUUUGCAGCACCUGAACGCCUUGAGAUCAGCUCAGGUAUAUUUUCAUCAAUGAACCGAUGAAACAUACUUUAAAAGUUGUUGUGGUUGAUAAAUGUGAAAAUCGAUGAGCUUGAUGGAGCAAUUUGCUCUAAGAUAUUGUUUUGGAAUCUCCGAAAUUUUUAAAAGAUCAAACAGGGCACGCGAAUUACUUGCUUUUUGGUCGGAAAGUCGGCCUCAUUAUCCCCGAGACGGCGAAAUUCGAGCGAUUUUUCAUGAAUCUCUCUGCACUCUCUUGUUGCUCAUCGAAUUUUCUUUUUAGUCGUACCUAUUUUCGGAAAUGAUAUGAAAAGAGAGAAAAGAACCUAAUGAUAACACAUGCAUUAAAGAACUUUCGAAACAGGAGAAGGGAACUUUUUCAUGUCUUUUAUUGAGGGCUUUUUUUUUUGAAUGUUUCCAUGUAUAGCCUGAUCGGAAUUUUUAUCGGAAAGGUUCAAUAAACAUUCAAAAAUUCAACAGGAAACACUCACUGAUCGCACAGUGAUGAAAAGGGUCUGAGAAAAUAGAAAUGAAUGUGCGAAACGUAUUUGAAAUAUGAAUGUAUAUCAUCUCUAACUUUUCUAAACUCCUCAAUCCUUCGAGGCCAAUAUUUUUUGCUCAAGGAAACUCGCUUAAUUUUGAAAAAAAAAAUGAAAGCUCUCUUGCAUACUUUGUUUUACGUCGUAGAUAUGUUCACAAACACUCAGAUUGAAUCUCGAAUAUUCAAAGAAGGAAAAGAGUCGAGUGGGGUCAAUCGGUUGGCGCCAAAAAAGGUGUUGUUAUCUUGAUUUCGAGGUCGUGUGCCGAAGGUCACCUUUGCACCCAGCGUGAACAUUUUUCCUCAAAGAAAGACAAGCGCCACCCCAACCAGCCUUCCUUUUACUUUAUCGCCCGUCAACUAAACCGGUUCGAUUUGGCGAUCCUAUUCUUUUUUCUCCUUACCUUUAGCCUUUCCAUGCUGGGUCCGCUCGACCUUUCAAAAAGAGCCUAUGCUGGAACAACCUUGGCAUGCCGCCAGCCGCCAGACGUCUACCAUCUUUCCCCUCUAUCCUUUUCUUCUUUCAUUCAUUUCAAGUGUUUAUUCGCCAUUCCGCAAUCAGCACGACAAAUACAAAAAAAAAAUAAAACAUCAAGACAAUCAAAUAAAUCUAACAGCUGAUCUGUGGAAACUUUAUCUCCUUUCCUUUUUUCUUGAAUUCCUGUCUUUAAUUUUCAUCCCCAGGCAGCGCUUUUUAGUGUUGAUAGUCAUAAAAAUUAUAAUUCAAAGUUCUGGAUACUACUGGAGAUUUUUUGUGUCUUUUUCUUCCUUCACCUGUUUUCUUGAAAAUCACAGAAUCUAUUAUUAAUCAUCGAAUCUUUGCUAUUAUCUACCUUUUUCCAUUAUAACAACAACUGUCCAACGUGGGGCUCUUCAACUUUUGUUCCUAUUAAAUUUCCUUUUAUUCUCUCCUAACAAGGGAGGUCAUUUUACCUUGCGGUUGGGAACUUCCUGAAAUUUGACCAGAACACUCCUUGAUGUAUCAGAAGGUAAAUCUGUGAGCCUCAACCUGCGCAACUUCCUAGUUUUCGAGAAAUGAGCGCUCAAGUUCUCAAAAUGGCCUAUUUUAACGUCUUUUAGUGUUUUCUUCGACUUUAAGGUGUCCUUUUCUAAAAACUGAGUAGUUGUGCAGGUUAAGUCUUCCAGGGUCUUCUUCUGGUACAUCAAGAAGUGUUUUGACCAAUUUCCAAAGAAUUCCCGACCGCAAAGUAGAAUGACUUCCCAUGUAAGGCCUUAGGCCAAACGACUCCUCAAACUUUUUCAUCGGCUGACUAAUCUUGAAAGAACGAAGAAAAUUAUCACUCACUACAAUUUAAAAACUUCGAAGACUUUCUGAGCUUUUGCGCGUGCUGGCAAGUUUAUCAAGCUGACAAGGCCGAGCCCUUUGACAUUAGUCGACGUUUGGUUGGAGACUUUUCUCAUUGGUUUCAAGACGUUGCCACGGACGACCCGCUCUAACGACGUAAAAGGUCGCGCCGCCCACGUCGUUUGAACACCGAACGAGUACUACCUGAAGGCUUCUCUCGCCUUUGUAAUUAGGCUUGCACUGAAAAAUUGCUGUACUCUUUUCUUUUUUAAAAAUUGCUGUACUGCUCGAAACAGAAUUUUUUAAAGAUCAAACAAAAAGCAACGAAACUUAAGACAGAACUAUAAAUUGCAACUUAACUUUAGUGAAGUUUUAAGAGCAAACAUAAUUUCUAUCAACAAAGGCAUAAACAUAAAAUAAUUGAAAAGCACCUUGGAUGUUACUGAACAGUCACAGAAAGUAUAUUGUAGCCUUCUUCAAAAUUAUCUGAAAAAUCUUUCUGUUUUUUUCAGUCACUUCUUAAUGAAAAAUUUCUGACUUUUGUGAAUUUUUUCUCAACAUUUUCCUACCGUUUUAAAAAAGAACAUAUCUAACAAAAAUUUUUCAAAAAGGCUUUGCAAGAAUUCUAAUUAGAAAGUAUUCAAAUCAAUUUUAGGAGAUAUCUAAAUUUUUUCGAAGAUUUCGUUAUAUUCAAUAGCUUCGGCUUAAUAAGCUUUCACAGAAAUUUUUUCAAAAGAAAAAUUAGUACUUUUAGGUAGAGUAGUAAUAAUAAAUUGUUUUUCCUAUUUGAAAGACGAUGUGGGUAGAUCGGCAAGGGUGCUUUUUAUGCGUACUCGACGCGGCUUUUUGACGGGAAACUCCAAAUCAAACGCGAAUCAACUUUUCAAAAAUGAUAAUAAUAAUUUGAAAUGUCGGUGUGAAAUUAAUGUAGAUCUAAAAUUUGAGAGGAUCACUAUAUAACUUGACAUCAUUUGAGUCUAGGAGAAGCAGCUUUCAACUGUUUUGUUUUCCAUUUUUUUUUUAGUUAGUUCUUCAAAGAUCAUUUAUUUUUUCUAAAUUUUUUGACGAUUACGUUUGACCUCGAGUUUUUCGCCUAAGACGGCCUAGAAAGUAUUGACUAUAUGUCCUUCAAAAAAAAAUGUAUUGACAUGUGUAGAAAGACACAGUUUGAACUCGAACUCGGAGUAACUUUGCUGAGAAGCACUUUCACGUCUUCUUGUUCCAGAACUUUUUUUCGUUCAGCGGAAUUAUAGCGCCUCAAAAUUUGGGUGCAAGAAAUGGCUUUGGAUGCAAGAGAAGUUGCCAUUGCUUUCGUCUUGUUCUGAAAUCAGAAGACCUGGAAGCGUUUCUCAGCAAAGUUUCAUCAGGUUCUCAAACUAUAUAUUGUAUGCUUCCCUUUUGAUUCUAAUAGAAAACCAGCUUCCAACGUUUUUUAAUGCAUGAGAGCGGAAAAAGUUGAUAAAAAAUGUUUGGAGAUGUUAUUCAAAGAGCGCCGAAAGCGGUCAAAGAAAUACCCCACAUAUUUAUGAAAAGAUUGGUGUUUUAUAUUGUCCAAGAAUUAUAAAAAGCUAAUCCGUUCAAGAGACCGAUAAAUCUUGUCUUGUGUUUUUCUUUUGCACAAAGUCCGAGUUUUCGUUUAUUGUGGCAAAGAAAAACAACAUAUAUAUAUAUGGGAAGCUAAGACAUGAAUCGAUAAGCAGCUGAUAAGCAGCCUCCUGUUUUUGGGAAUGCUCCUUUUUUUCUCUCGCAGAUAAUUACUUUUUCGAUUGUUUCUUCAAAGUUUAUAGCGCAAUAGCUAUGAUUGAAUGGAUUAGAAAAAAAACCAAUCACCUCAAAAUCUUCAAAUUAAUAAUCAUUAAGCUGUUAGUUAGGUCAUGCCGAAAUCAGCUUCUUGAGUUCAAAGCGCCAUUUUUAGUAAUUUCAAGUCGAAAAAAAAGUCCCCACCACCAAACUCUGUCAAAAUUUGAUUCAUCUAAUAUACACGCAUAUGAAUUUCACACACAAAGAUACGAAAAGACUGGCAGACACAUCGAUUCCGUUCUGUUCUUCAUUCCACUGGCGUAUACAUAUAUACAGGAGAGGACACCCGAAUGAGAGAGACGAGAGAAAAGACCUUAUUGCCAGCCAUCUGUGUGUAUCUGGUGUGUGUGCGUGUGUGUGUGUGGCCUUUGACCCUGACCUCAACUCACCUCGGCAGCGAUAGAAGGUUUAGUGAGGAGCGCAAGUUGAGUGGAAAAAGGGCUCCGCCCACCCAGAAGGUGUGUCUCUUAUGUAUUAUUUUUCCUUUGGUAAGGGUUAGUUGAGGUCAUGGCCGUUUCUGUUUGAUUCAAACCCAUCUUCUUUUUUUCCUUGUUUCAAGUUUCCGUCAAAAGAUUACCUAGUAAAGAAUAUGCUUUCAAGUUUUUCGCGUUUCAUUUUUCCAAAAUUAUUUUUAUUCCCAGCCAAUACAUUCAACUUUAUCUGGGGAACCGGCUGCACACGUCAUCUUUCGAAUACAAAAAACUGAUAAAAGUGACUCCCACUCACUUUUAUUCUGUUUUUUUUUGUAUUUUUUCCCAAGCUGAUUGCUCUCCCAUAAAGUGGGGAUAUGUGACCUUUUUCAUCCUUGAUGUUAUUUUUCCGAUCUUUCGGCACCACGUGCUGCCCUGGUGCGCAGUAGAUUUUGCCUUUUUCGAAAGCUAAAAUAGAUUUCGAAAGAAGGAAAAUGUGUACUUUGUUUUAAAUAGAAUUAACUUCUUAGAUUUUCCAUGACAAACACUGAAAAAAAGACCAAUUUAGAAUCAUACGAAAUAGAAAAAGUUUGAUUAGAUCUUUUUUUCUUCAAAACCUGCGAUUUUAGAAACGGAAAAUCAAUAAAAACAAAACCAGGUUAACUAAUGUUUCAUCAAAGGGAAAAGCCAAUAUGAAAUAGUGCUAACAUCUGCCAUCUUGUCCGCAAAUCUCAUAAUAAUACUCUUCACAUUCCCCUUUAAUGUUUCAAAGUAUUAUUCAAUGGCUUAUAAGGUUGGCAAACAUUUUCUAUCGAAGUUCAUUCAUCUUGAUAACUCUGUUUGCAUUUGAUAUAUUUUCCGAUUCUUAAUAGAUUGAAUCAAAAAUAGGAAAACUAUUUUUGGGAGAAGAACAAUUUGAAAAAAAAAAUCACAACUUGAAUUUUAGAAGUCUCUAAUCCAUAAUGAUUAGAGCGAAAAAUAAACAAAACAAGGUAUAAAAGAAGCCUCCAGUAUUUUUGUUUCCAGGAAAAAAAAGGGAAAUUCAAACGCCAAAAAGCGUCGAAAUUUUUUUAGAUUUCUGAUUUUGAAGGUGCUCAAAUUUUGAACCGCUUUAAAAAAACAUUUAGUGAAACUGAAAAAUCGAGGCUAUAAAAGGACACCCAGUCCGUAUAAAACGCUGAGGAUUGGUUGGAAGGGGUGACGGGGCCUACGUCGUCAUGUAAAUUGACCCUCCGGCCAGCCGACUCUUUUUUUUCUGCGACCGCUGCCGCCGUUAUAAUUCGACCUCCUGAAGUUUUCUCUUCUAAACUCAUUUAAAUAAUGUUAAUUUGUUAAGCCUGAUGCCUGGCACAUCUAAAAAACCUUUCAAAGGGUUGGAUUUGAUUUUAACUUACACAAUCUUUUUAUUAUUUGACGCAGUCUAAAGAGGGUCCGACCUCUGCCAAGACGUAACCAAGAAUAUUUAGAAGUUUUGGUAGUGGUGAACCACGGCUCCAUAAUCCCCAGACGUCAUUCAAAGACGGAUAUGUCACUAGAGCCAGUCCACUGAUUACCAUUGAUAUAAUUAAAGUAUCUUGUCUAUCAUCGAUUUAGGCCGCCGUCGCCGCUAAGCAGUAAAAAAAAUUAGAAGAAAUCAAAAUCAAUAAGUUGUUAAAAAAUAACUACAGAAUUAGUAUCAAAUUCAUCAAAAUGUUCUCCGAAAUUUCAAAUAAAAAAGCGAGAGAAAAAAUGCAGAAGGGUUAAUUAUUUCUGAAAUAUACAUCCGAGUUGUUUUUUGUUUUUCCCUACGGGGCAUUUCUCAUUUCAUUCGAGGCUUCACCUCCGCCGCCGCUGCCUAAACUCACUUUUUUUUUGUUAACCUUUUUGUUUGUCUUAAUAGUAUCCAUUAUAUACAAAAGAUGACAUCGAUUUGAUUGAUGAAACAAAAUUUAAGAAAAGUUCUGCUAUGUGUUGCUCUCCAACAAAACAUCACAAUGAAUUCCCCUCAGCGCGUUCUCGAAUACAAUCGUUUUUCACAUUUUCCGAAAAAGAAAACCAUUUCAGUUCCACUAUAAUUCACAUCUAAUAUUACAGAUAUCGAAUGCCAACGCGAUGACGGGUCUACAGCGAAUCGCCAGUCCGAGGACUCUCACUGCCGGUAAAUUUUGUUGGUUUUGAAGAUCCGAGAUAGCUCGAUGUCAAAGAGUAUGUCGAAGAUUAAUCUUCUUCCGCCAUCAAGGGCUUUUUCAAUCUAUCAAUAAAAAUAAAAAGGCAGCGGAAAUUACUUUCAACACAGCAGGAACAUAUCACGAGCGUUAAUUUUCAACAAGAUAAAACAAGAAUUCAGCCGAGUUGAACCGAGAAAAUUGCGGCGAAUUGUGUGUUGUCUGUGGCGACAAAGCAUCGGGUCGGCACUACGGCGCCGUUUCUUGUGAAGGCUGCAAGGGGUUCUUCAAGCGUUCGAUCCGGAAGCAGGUAGUCAUUUACUUCCUUAUAAACUUCUUUCAAACUUAGAAAUCACCGCAAGAACUCAAAAAAGAUCCAUUAUCUGCAACUUUUUUUAUAAUUUGAGCAUUCAUAUGUUUCAACAACAAAAAAACUAGUCAAAAUUUUUCCCAUUUAUUUUUUCUGUGUACGUCACAAUUCGUCUGAACACCUAGUUUCUAAACGGAAUCAGCGUAUAUGACUUGGUGAGCUUGGACUUUAAAAAUGAAUCCGAAAUUCUAAGUUUUUAAAAGGCACUUCUAUAGUCAAACUUUGAAUGGUUUGACUUCCAAGGAAGCAUAAAAUAGGUGAGACAAGCGCCUGUUGGAAACUUCCCCAUUUAAAAACUCUUAAAGUUUCUGACUCGAAAUUUAAAAAAUGUUUUUUUAUUGAGUUUUUUUAAGAUUAGUUGUUCGAUGUUAAAACUCCCUAGAAAAAAACGAUGAAACUAUGAAGUGAAAAAGAAGCAACCUAUGACAAGUAGUAACUACACGUAAAAUUUAAGAUAAUAUUUUUCUUAUUUCUCUUAACAAAAUUCAUUGAAAAAACGUGAACAGUUCAUACAGAUUGGCUACAUUUGCCGAAGCUCCAAAGACUGUCCGGUAACCAAGUUCCACCGCAAUCGAUGUCAGUAUUGCCGGCUGAAGAAGUGCCUAGCCAUGGGUAUGCGGAGCGAAUGUAAGUUUUUUCCUUCUUUUUUUUACAAGGAAAAUGUAUUUAUAUACAUGAUAUUUUUAAUUCCAGCAGUCCAAGCAGAGCGACGUCCCGUUCAGCAGUCGAGCAGCGAGUCGCCACCGACUAUGAUCACGCAAACGCCGCGAGCAAUUACAGUAUAAUUUUGAAUCUCUUGGGAGUUAAUAUUUUCUAACUUGGCUCACGAACUUCAAAAAUCAACAAUUAAUACUUUAAGACAAAAAGUAAAAAAUUAAUCAAUAGUUUUCAUCUGAUAGUUUUCACGAAAAAAAAGCGGAAAUGAAAUAAUAAACAAUUUUGAUGAGAAAGUCACAUGCUACUGUAGUCUGUGUGCCACGACUUGAAAUUUCGCCGAACGACAUUCCGCUGCGUGCGUUCGCGAAGCGUCUUUCAAAUCUAGGUUACGCUUUCAAUUGAAUGGUAUUGCUGUGGUAGCACAUAAAAGUAAAGUACCUUAAUAAAAGAAAAAAAAAUCAAAAGCGCGACCAAGGUUCGCAAAGGCGCACAGCGGCACAGCGGAAUGUCGUUCGGUGAAAUUCAAGUCGUGGCACAGAGACUAUACGGUGAAAUGAAAAAUUUUAAGACUCAUUUAUACAUGAAUUAGAAGUAAAAAGGGAAAAUUUAGCCUCUCAAUGCGGGAAUAAUGAACGGACUACUGGCAUUGGCCAAUAUUGAUCCGGAUGAUAACAAUGCCACCAAGCAUCACGAGCAGAUGAACUCGAGCUCUCCGAUGAGUAACCGUCCCUGCUCUCCAUCUACCGAGUUCCCCAUAAAAAGAGUUCGAGUUUGUCUCGUAGACUCUAAUGACAUUCAUCUGCCAGGAAUCGAUAGGAGAAGACGAAUCAGGCCUGGACAUGAUGACGGUGAUUGGCUUAGUGCCGUCGGCGUCACCGACGUCGAGCGGUGCUGGUUCGGCUUCCUCUCUCAGCGAUGAGUCUGGUCCAAUAUUCAACGCCGAGGUUCGAAAUUCAGCGUCUGCGGAUAAUCCCUAGCGCAUUUUCUGCAGCGAAGUCGAUUCGAAGUGCCGAUUCCGGUGUCGCCGCCCUCCCAGUUCAACAUCCAGUACAUUUGCGAGACUGCCAGCCGCCUUCUGUUCCUCUCCGUACAUUGGAUCAAAGACGUCCGGAUGAGCUUAAGGUUUUAACUUGCCUUUAUCGUAUCACUCCAGAUGUCUUGUCGAUUGCGAGGGCUUGAGACAUGAUUUUUUUUUUCCGUUUACAAGGGAGGUACAGAGGUCUUGAUGAAGAUCCCACAUAGUGACUACCUGCGCGAACUCUUAGUUUAUGGAAUAUGAUUUUUCAAAGUAGCGGAAUAUAAGUUCUAAGCCUAAUUUUUUGAACUCCAAAAAUAAUUAUCUCGAAAACUAGAAGCUGGCGCGCGUUGCAACUUUGAUGGACCUUCAGAGAUUGUCUGAGCAAAUUUGUAAAAAUAAUUCCAAGUCGCAAAGAAGAAUGACUUCCUUGUGGGGUCUAAAUUUGCGUUGAACGCGAGCUUUGAAAACUAAUACCUCAAAUACUGGAAGUUUGCGCAGGUAGCGACUGUGAGAGAUCUUCCCUUAGAAAUUCAGAGAGUUUUUGAGCAAAUUUGUACAAAAUUCCAAACCGAGAAGUAGAACGACUUCAAGCCAAAAAAGAACUGAAACCAACCAAAAGAGGUUGAAAAACAGCUUUCGAUUUUAAAACCGCAAUUUUUAUUUUGAAAAAGAGCAGGGUUCAGAUCGACGAGUCUGGAAGCAGUUAUGAAGAACAAGUGGUGCGACAUUUUCGUGUUAGGCUUGAUGCAAUCAGCAGACAGCAUUCGGCUCGUCAGCAUGCUCGAGGCGAUGAAUAGUCAUUUGGCUGCUUGUGUCGAUAUGGGUCUGUGGUAAUUCGUUAGAAAAAGUACAGCCGAGGUUUCACGUGUUAGAAGAUUUUUUUGUUUUCAAUCAAUGGUUUUAUGAAUAAGUGACCCCUGUAAAAACUCCAGUCCAAGCGAAACAGUUUCCAAUGACUGUAAAAAAGUCAAAAUCAUCGAAAAGAACCGCUAAGCUUGUGACCUACGAAAUAAGAGAAGAUAUAAAAACUCUUAGAAACGCCCUUAAGGUAUUUCCCCAGUAGUCUUAGAGAAACCUCUGUCGGUAGGAGCUUGGAUUUUUUUCCAGUAUUGAUAUCCUAAAAUAGAGAACAGCGUUUUUUUUUUUCAUCUUGGUGAGAUCUUAAACUAGAACCCCAUAAAAACGAAUCUUCAGGUCAACUUAACGCGGAAAAGUUCGAGAAGGUCAGCGAGCAAAUGCAGAGACUGAUUCAGUUGGCACGGAUGUUCGACCAGAAAAGCUUAACCUCGGUCGAAUAUGCCUACCUCAAGCUUAUCUCCUUCACUUGCGAAGGUUUCUCUUUGUCAGAAUCAGAAAGUCAAGAAUAUGCACACUAAAUCUAAAAAUUACCAACUUGAGAAAGCCUUGAGAACUUUAAACUGAAACAAAACUUUUUUUUCAACAAGCUUUUAUUAUAUUAAAAAAAAUAGUAUUAUCUCAUUCCUACCUCCCAAGUGGUCGGUCUUUAUUUCUGCUCUCGUCUGAGAUUCGAUCCGACGCCCGUCAGCCCCGGACAACCUAGGCGGCGCAAUAUUCCUACAUGGAGAAGCAGUGAUCCUCAGAACGCUAAAAACUUGUCUACUACUUUCCCAAAUAAGACGCGAUGAUCUUCGCGACGUUUUUGAUCAACGAAAUUCUCGCGAAGCAAAAAAAAGUUCUCAAAAAAUUUUUCUUCGGAGAUUAAUUUAAUUUGUAAAAAAUUUGUAAAAAAAAUAGAUCAAAAUAAUCAUUUACAUCUAUUCUUCUCUGAGUUCGAGUUCUAAGCAAAACUUUAUGAAAGGCGGGGUUUUUUCCUGUCACCCACGAAAACUGUUUUUUAGAUCUUCCAACGUCCACGAGCACUCCUGAAAUGCAGCAGGUGAACGUUACGGCUUGCCAAGAGCUUUAUGAUCACAUCACCACCAACUCAAUCGUCAAUUCCGAUGAUUCGACGUCAGAAGACAACGAGACGCACAUCACCGGCCACAAUGGUGUUGUGGCUGUUGAGAGGUACAUUGUUAUUUUCCACUGGAAAAUGUUUAAACACCGGCUCAACUCAUUUUUUCGCCUUUCAAACGAAAUUUAAAAAGCUAAAUUCGGCUAUUCGAUAAUCUUGACUUUAAAUAUCAUCAUGCAUUGUUUCAACGCACAGAACUCUAUCAUGGUUUUUGAGCGAAAAUUCGUCAAGGACCCAACUUUUUUUUUCCAAAUUUUUGUUCUUACAGAUACUCAAGAUUGCUUCAACUUCUUCCAUGCCUACGGUGGUUCGAUCCAACAGUGAUCGUUGAGCUAUUUUUCUCAGGUUUGUGAGCAAUUAUCCAUUUAUUAACUGAUUUUCUACAUUAAUAAUACUGGAAAUCAGAUUUAAAAAAAUAAUGAACUGUCUAACUAGAAGCUGAAUACUACGAAUACUUUCCUUUUCAAAAACAAUGAAAAUCUAUCAAACAAAAAAAACUAAUCAGUUAGUAUUGUUUUUAAAAAUCUAUUAAACAAAUAAAACCAAACUUCAUUGUAGGUUUACUGGGCCAAAUGUCAAUCGAGACGGUGAUUCCGUUCGUUCUCCAGAUGAACGUGAUGAACAUUUUCGAGAACCCGACGUCAUCCGACUCCUUAUCAUCUUCUUCAACUUCCGAGAUGAUCACGUCACAAUAA
Messenger RNA from Caenorhabditis auriculariae, 21774 nucleotides. The record is from the annotation of a GenBank genome assembly. NCBI's taxonomy places the organism in Eukaryota, Metazoa, Nematoda, Chromadorea, Rhabditida, Rhabditidae.